UUGCUUCCGUCCCAGGCCCCUAGGUGUUGAAUUUCAAUUAAAAAUGGCGGCAUUUUGAGUUAGAUUCUCGAUACCACGUUUAUUGAUUAUUUUAUACGCGAUGGAGCGCGGCAGAAGAGAUAGAUCUAGAUCGCCUAUUCGUGACAAGGAUAAAGAGAGACACGGAGACCGACGAGAUCGAGAUGAAAGGGGGAGAGAACCACGAAGUCACGGAGAGACAAGCAGAGGGUCACUACCCCGAGACAAACCACGAGGCGACCAUAGGCCUAGACACCCACAAGAAGAGAGGAGAGAACGACCAGACAGGGACUUAGACAGAGAAAGAACCCGAGACCACGAUAGACAUAGUCGUCAUGACAACAGAAGAAAUGACAGGAGGGCUAACAGCCAACAACAAAGCGCUAUGGAAGGUAGAGGUGGGCGGGUGCCGAGAGAUGAUGGACAGGACAGUGGAAGGGAGCGGCCAAGAAACAAUAGAAGGCAAGACAAGGACCAAGACAGGCUAAGAGGUCAAAGAAGGGAGACAAGGAGUGGCGCUGAUCGUUUAGGAGAGUACUUGGCCAGUGAAGGCAACAAUGAAGAGGAAGGAGAGGUAGCAGCUCCAACAGAGAAACCAAACUAUGAGCUAUCAGGAAAGCUUACUGAGUACACCAACACAUACAAGGGUGUAGUCAUCAAGUACAAUGAACCCCCUGAGGCAAGAAAGCCUAACACAAGAUGGCGUCUUUACCCAUUCAAAGGAGAGGAGUCUCUACCGGUCAUGUAUAUUCACCGACAAAGUGCGUAUCUACUGGGAAGACAAAGACAUAUUGCUGACAUUCCUAUAGAUCACCCCUCCUGCUCCAAGCAGCAUGCUAUUCUACAGUAUCGACUUGUUAACUACGAGAAACCUGAUGGAUCUAAAGGACGAAGAGUCAAGCCUUACGUGUUGGAUCUUGACUCUGCGAAUGGCACAUUUCUCAAUAACCAGAAAGUUGAACCAAGGAGAUACUAUGAGCUAAAGGAAAGGGACGUCCUCAAGUUCGGCUUUAGCAGUCGGGAGUAUGUACUGCUUCACGAGAAGAGCUCCGUGGGAGAAGGCGAAGACGAUGGGAGAAGCGGCGACUCGUCUGGUGGAGAGUCACCACCUGAAGAAUCUUAGAAGUCAUACACGUACAUAUCUUAGAAAUCGUACAAGCUUCUUAGAACUCGUAAACAUCCUAGAACACGUGCAAACAUUUUUAUACUCCUAUUUAUGGCGCGCCGUUUGAGGGCGACAAACUUUGAAGUAGCGGGGGCACUUUUUAUAAGAGGGCGACAAACUUUGAAGUAGCUGGGGCAGUUUUUAUAAGAGGGCGACAAACUUUGAACUAGCGGGGGCAAUUCUUAUAAGAGGGCGACACAACUUUGAGCUUGGGGUAGCUGUAGUGAUUGUUUUGAAGAAUCACUUGACUGAGUUUGAAACAGCGGGUGUGCAGUUUCAAAGACAGGGCGACGAUUCAAACUAGCGGGGGAAGUUUUUAGAAGAGGGCGACAAACUUUGAAAGAGCGGGGGAAGUUUUUAUAAGAGGGCGACGAACUUUGAACUAACGGGGGCAGUUUUUUAUCUCAAACGGCGUGCCAUAUCCUAUAAGUGUAGUCACUGUCUAUAGACAGGAAAGUCUUAAUGCAAACCAGACUGCAGGACUCUAAGAAAAGCUUAAAUUUCCAUAAUUAGCAAUCUUGGAAUUCGUGCAAACAUAUCAGACAUCAAAGGAAGGAGAAGCGCUUUCACGAGGAUUAACACAAAUUUUUUCAUGAAAACUGGACUAUGGCGAGUAGCUCAGGGGGUGAAUAUGCAAGGGGACCAGGGGGUGAAUAUGCAAGGGGACCAGGGGGUGAAUAUGCUAGGGGUUCAGGGAGUGAAUAUGCAAGAGGCCCAGGGAGUGAAUAUGGAAGGGGCCCAGAGGGUGAAUAUGCAAGGGGCCCAGGGGUGAAUAUGCAAGGACCCAGGGGGUGAAUAUGCAAGGGGCCCAGGGGGUGAAUAUGCAAGGGGUCCGAGGGUGAAUACGCAAGGGGCCCAGGGGGUGAAUAUGCAAGGGGCCCAGGGGGUGAAUAUGCAAGGGGACCAGGGGGUGAAUAUGCAAGGGGCCCAGGGGGUGAAUAUGCAAGGGGCCCAGGGUAUGAAUAUGCAAGGGGCCCAGGGGAUGAAUAUGCAAGGGGCCCAGGGGGUUAAUAUGCAAGGGGACCAGGGGGUGAAUAUGCAAGGGGCCCAGGGGGUGAAUAUGCAAGGGGCCCAGGGGGUGAAUAUGCAAGGGGCCCAGGGGGUGAAUAUGCAAGGGGCCCAGGGGGUGAAUAUGCAAUGGGCCCAGGGGGUGAAUAUGCAAGGGGCCCAGGGGGUGAAUAUGCAAGGGGCCCAGGGGGUGAAUAUGCAAGGGGCCCAGGGGGUGGAUAUGCAAGGGGCCCAGGGGGUGAAUAUGCAAUGGGCCCAGGGGGUGAAUAUGCAAUGGGCCCAGGGGGUGAAUAUGCAAUGGGCCCAGGGGGUGAAUAUGCAACGGGCCCAGGGGGUGAAUAUGCAAGGGGCCCAGGGGGUGAAUAUGCAAUGGGCCCAGGGGGUGAAUAUGCAAGGGGCCCAGGGGGUGAAUAUGCAAGGGGCGCAGGGGCAGAAAGCACUAUUCUUUCUUUAUUAUUAUCUCGUCAAAAAUCGCAGUUUGUUUAUCUUACGAUCUAUUGGGCAGGACAACUUUUUACUGGUGAUACGGCUUGUAUUUUGUGGUAAUUUUUAAUAAAGAAAUGUUAUAGAA
Messenger RNA from Nematostella vectensis (starlet sea anemone), 2762 nucleotides. Its product is annotated as smad nuclear-interacting protein 1. Gene Ontology annotation, molecular function: protein binding; mRNA binding. NCBI's taxonomy places the organism in Eukaryota, Metazoa, Cnidaria, Anthozoa, Actiniaria, Edwardsiidae. The transcript has 10 exons. Gene Ontology annotation, biological process: miRNA processing. The record is from RefSeq and is a predicted model, not a curated record. Gene Ontology annotation, cellular component: nucleus. The coding region runs from base 101 to 1141 and encodes 346 amino acids.